AUGUCGUUCAAGGGCGCACGGCUCAGCAUGAGGAACAGAAGGAACGGCACGCCGGACAGCACGCGGACCCUGUAUUCCAGCACGUCCCGGAGCACCGACGUGUCCUACGCGGAGAGCGACUUGGUGAAUUUCAUUGAAGCAAAUUUUAAGAAACGGGAGUGUGUCUUCUUUACCAAAGAUUCCAAGGCCACGGAAAAUGUGUGCAAGUGUGGCUAUGCCCAGAACCAACACAUAGAAGGCACCCAGAUCAACCAAAACGAGAAAUGGAAUUACAAGAAACAUACAAAGGAAUUUCCCACUGAUGCUUUUGGAGAUAUUCAGUUUGAGACUCAGGGGAAGAAAGGGAAGUAUAUCCGGCUGUCCUGCGACACGGACGCGGAGACGCUGUACGAGCUGCUGACCCAGCACUGGCACCUGAAAACGCCCAACCUGGUCAUUUCUGUGACUGGCGGCGCCAAGAACUUCUCCCUGAAGCCGCGCAUGCGCAAGAUCUUCAGCCGCCUGAUCUACAUCGCGCAGUCGAAAGGUGCCUGGAUUCUCACAGGAGGCACCCACUAUGGGCUGAUGAAAUUCAUUGGGGAGGUGGUGAGAGAUAACACCAUCAGCAGGAAUUCAGAGGAGAAUAUCGUGGCCAUUGGCAUCGCCGCUUGGGGCAUGGUCUCCAACAGGGACACCCUCAUCAGGAAUUGUGAUGUGGAGGGAUAUUUUUCAGCUCAGUACAUUAUGGAUGACUUCAAGAGAGACCCUCUGUACAUCCUGGACAACAACCAUACCCACCUGCUGCUCGUGGACAACGGCUGCCAUGGGCACCCCACCGUGGAGGCCAAGCUCCGGAAUCAGCUGGAGAAGUACAUCUCCGAGCGCACGAUUCAAGAUUCCAACUAUGGUGGCAAGAUCCCCAUUGUGUGUUUUGCCCAAGGAGGUGGGAAAGAGACUUUGAAAGCCAUCAAUACCUCCGUCAAAAGUAAAAUCCCCUGCGUGGUGGUGGAAGGCUCCGGGCAGAUUGCCGAUGUGAUCGCGAGCCUGGUGGAGGUGGAGGAUGUCCUGACGUCAUCCAUCAUCAAGGAGAAGCUGGUGCGCUUCCUGCCCCGCACGGUGUCCCGGCUGCCUGAGGAGGAGACGGAGAGCUGGAUCCGAUGGCUCAAAGAAAUUCUCGAAAGUUCUCACCUACUAACAGUUAUUAAAAUGGAAGAAGCAGGGGAUGAAAUUGUGAGCAAUGCAAUCUCCUAUGCAUUGUACAAAGCCUUUAGCACCAAUGAACAAGAUAAGGAUAACUGGAAUGGGCAGCUUAAGCUCCUACUGGAGUGGAACCAGCUGGACAUAGCCAAUGAUGAGAUUUUCACCAACGACCGCCGAUGGGAGUCUGCUGACCUUCAGGAAGUGAUGUUUACAGCUCUUAUAAAGGACAGACCCAAGUUUGUCCGCCUCUUUCUGGAGAAUGGGUUGAACCUGCGGAAGUUCCUCACCAACGACGUCCUCACGGAGCUCUUCUCCAAUCACUUCAGCUCCCUGGUGUAUCGAAACCUGCAGAUUGCCAAGAAUUCCUAUAAUGAUGCCCUCCUCACAUUUGUCUGGAAACUGGUUGCUAACUUCCGAAGAGGCUUCCGGAAGGAAGACAGGAAUAGCAGAGAUGAAAUAGACAUAGAGCUCCACGAUGUGUCUCCCAUUACUCGGCACCCCCUGCAAGCACUCUUCAUCUGGGCCAUUCUUCAGAACAAGAAGGAACUCUCCAAAGUCAUUUGGGAGCAGACCAGGGGCUGUACACUGGCUGCCCUGGGGGCCAGCAAACUUCUGAAGACUCUGGCUAAGGUGAAGAACGACAUCAACGCUGCAGGGGAGUCAGAGGAGCUAGCAAACGAGUACGAGACCCGAGCAGUGGAGCUGUUCACGGAGUGUUACAGCAAUGAUGAGGACUUGGCGGAACAACUCCUGGUCUAUUCCUGUGAAGCCUGGGGCGGAAGCAGCUGUCUGGAGCUGGCGGUGGAGGCAACCGACCAGCAUUUCAUUGCCCAGCCCGGGGUCCAGAAUUUUCUUUCCAAGCAGUGGUAUGGAGAGAUUUCCCGAGACACCAAGAACUGGAAGAUUAUCCUCUGUCUGUUUAUUAUACCCUUGGUUGGCUGUGGCUUUGUAUCAUUUAGGAAAAAGCCCCUGGACAAGCCCAGGAAGCUCCUGUGGUACUACGUGGCCUUCUUCACCUCCCCGUUCGUGGUCUUCUCCUGGAACGUGGUCUUCUACAUCGCCUUCCUCCUGCUCUUCGCCUACGUGCUGCUCAUGGAUUUCCACUCUGUGCCCCACGCCCCGGAGCUGGUCCUCUACGCGCUUGUCUUUGUCCUGUUCUGUGAUGAAGUGAGACAGUGGUACGUGAACGGCGUGAAUUACUUCACUGACCUGUGGAAUGUCAUGGAUUCACUCGGGCUUUUCUACUUCAUAGCAGGAAUUGUGUUUCGGCUCCACCCUUCUAACAAAACCUCACUGUACUCAGGACGAGUGAUUUUUUGCCUGGAUUACAUUAUAUUCACCCUAAGGUUGAUUCACAUUUUCACAGUCAGCAGAAAUUUAGGACCCAAGAUUAUAAUGUUGCAGAGGAUGCUGAUCGAUGUAUUCUUCUUCCUGUUCCUCUUUGCCGUGUGGAUGGUGGCCUUUGGCGUGGCCAGGCAGGGGAUCCUUAGACAGAAUGAGCAUCGCUGGAGGUGGAUCUUCCGCUCAGUCAUCUAUGAGCCCUACCUGGCCAUGUUUGGCCAAGUGCCCAGCGAUGUGGACGGUACCACGUACGACUUCUCUCACUGCACCUUCACCGGGAACGAGUCCAAGCCCCUGUGCGUGGAGCUGGAUGAGCACAACCUGCCCCGUUUCCCCGAGUGGAUCACCAUCCCCCUGGUGUGCAUCUACAUGCUGUCCACCAACAUCCUGCUGGUCAACCUGCUGGUCGCCAUGUUCGGCUACACCGUGGGCACUGUCCAGGAGAACAACGACCAGGUCUGGAAGUUCCAGAGGUACUUCCUGGUGCAGGAAUACUGCAGCCGCCUCAACAUCCCGUUCCCCUUCGUGGUCUUCGCCUACUUCUACAGGGUGGUCAAGAACUGCUUCCGGUGCUGCUGCAAAGAGAGGAACACGGAGCCCUCCGCCUGCUGUUUCAGGAAUGAAGACAACAUGACUCUGGCAUGGGAAGGUGUCAUGAAAGAAAAUUACCUUGUCAAGAUCAACACAAAGGCCAGCGACCCUUCAGAGGAAAUAAGGCAUCGUUUUAGACAGCUGGAUACAAAGCUUAAUGACCUCAAAGGUAUUCUGAAAGAGAUUGCUAAUAAAAUCAAAUAA
This is a messenger RNA of Dama dama (fallow deer), 3315 nucleotides long. RefSeq names its product transient receptor potential cation channel subfamily M member 8 (gene TRPM8). The coding region runs from base 1 to 3315 and encodes 1104 amino acids. Lineage: Eukaryota; Metazoa; Chordata; Mammalia; Artiodactyla; Cervidae. Gene Ontology annotation, molecular function: ligand-gated calcium channel activity. The record is from RefSeq and is a predicted model, not a curated record. The transcript has 24 exons. Gene Ontology annotation, cellular component: membrane. Gene Ontology annotation, biological process: calcium ion transmembrane transport.